AUGGCGGACGGUGGAAGAAAUGUGGAGGAGGGAAGAACAACAAGAGAUUUUUCCGAUGAAGAAAGUCGUCAAGAAACCGAUGAUGAGAAAUUGGAAAGGCAAUAUUUCUGGAAAGUGAUAGAAGCUUUUUUAUACUACAAGUAAGUAACCUUUGCUUUGUUCGCGUACUUUCGUUUCCCUCUCAAGACCUUAGCUUAGCUAAGCUCGGCGGUGAAUACCGUAAAUCCUCUAUUAAGCCCCCGACCCCUGGGGGUUUAUUUAUUCCAAGUCCAUUUAAUAGAGACGGGGGGCUUAUUUGAGAGGGGGAACGGGGCUUAUUUAAUUUAGAAACGACGAUGGUAUCAGUUCUCCAUAAAGAACUAGGAUACAAAGUGGAAAUGCUCAAGUACAAGACGUUUUAGGUGAUGCAGCCGAGGAUUAGAAUCAAAUCCGAUCCUCCGGUUGGUAAAUAAACCAUCCCGGAUCAGUCCACACGAAGUUUUACAGUCGUGAUUGAUUAAUACAGUCUAUCAUACAUUUCUAUCAUUCAGUUUGCGGGGUGGGGAGAGGGUCACUUAUUAACUUUCUUCCCCUGAUAACGGAGGUGGGGCGCUUGUUAGAUGGAGGGGGCUUAUUUGAGAGGGGGGGCUUCAUAGAGGAUUUACAGUAAAUUACCGCCUGUUUCAAUACUGUUUUGCAUAUUACAAACAAUUUAUAGACUUUGUAUGAAAAAUUUAAUGUAGUUGUUAAAACGUAGAAACAUAGUCAUAAAUAUACAUUAUGUAGGAAUAAAUUUCACUUGGGUUUGUUGUUAAUACUUUUUCUGUGUAACCUGGGCUCAAUUCAUGGCUAUUUUAUAUGGUGUUGCAGCUUGUUGUUUGUUUGGUGUUGUUUUCCUACACAAUGCGAAGCAAGGCAUGUUACUCUGUGCAGUCUCAACUGCACAAAUCUCACCUUCAUCAAAGAUCCGCACACCAAUUCACCAUGGAAGUACCAAAUCCUUAAGGCCAGGUGAGUCUUUUAUCUCUUCCUCUCAUCAUGGGUAUUGCGAUGUGUUUUUUUUUGUGGGAACAUUUUUUGAAAGUUUUCGGUUCUAAAUCUGACGUGUUGUUACCUGUAGGAACCUCAACGAUUACGCUUGUCUAGUGAACACAAACAUGGACUCAGGGGAUCCGGGUAAUCAAUAUUGCAUGACAAAACAUGGAUCUUCCUACCCUCCGAUAGUCUACUGAUGCGUGAGCAGUGUUUGGAGUUAUCCAAUUGGAUGAGCAUAUGUACAUUGUUCACAUUCACCAUGUAGCAACUGGUACAUAGUCAUUGAGUUUCCUGAGCACAUGUCAGAUUGCCCAGAACCAAAAACUUUAAAAAAUUUUCCCACAAAAACAAAUCACAAUACAUUUACCCAUGAUGAGGGGAAUUAGAGAUAAGAGACUCACUUGGCCUUAAGGAUUUGGUGCUUCCAUGGCAAAUCAGUGCAUGGUUCUUUGAUGUGGGAGAGAUUUGUGAGUUGAGACUGCACACAGUAGCCUGCCUUGCUUCACAUUACGUGUAUGUAGGAAAACAACACCGAACAAACUGUGAGCGAUAAAACUGUAUAAAUGGCCAUGAAUUGAGCCCAGGUUACACGGAAAAAGUAGCAACAAAUCCAAGUCUACGUAAGUGAAAUUUAUUUCUAUAUUUAUGCCUAUAUUUUUGCGGAAUUGAGCAACUAUUAUUAUUAAAAUUUUUCAUACGGAGUGAAGAAAUCGUUCGUAAUAAAAAUUAUGCCAAACAAUAUCAAACUACGCGGUAAUUUAUGCACUGAGCUUGGGCCACCUGUGAGUACAGCAGAUUGAAUUAGCUUAGGCUUACAGGUUUUCUUACAUGUACAAAUGAGGGUUGUCAGAAGUAGCCAGCUGCUCCUGAAAAUCGCUGCCUUCUUGGUUAGUAUUGUCCCUUUAAUACUCUGUUUGGGAUUUCUUUACACAUGGCGUUUUUUUAAAUAAAAUAUCCCUGGACUGGCUGCUUACUUUGACAACUCAGUCAUCUACUUCAAAACUUUCUGACAACCCCGCCUUUACACAGCCUCAUUUUGCUGAUUUAAAAUCAUCACUUCUUGCUUUUUCCCUGCAGGGAAUACUCCUUGCGAAAGCUUCAAAGAACCAAAGAAAACUAUACGUUUCUCCCUCGAAGGCACAAGGAAAUGCUUCCAAAUUUUAAAGAUCAUCUCAAGAAAAUAGAACAGUGCAUUGAAGAAAAUCAAAAGUUCUUGUUCAAAAUCGUUAGUGAGACAAAUGAAAUGUUUGAAAACAGAGAUAGUACAACUAGAAUUCGUGGGGUAAGUCUUGAACACUUUCUAUUUGCUGUUUAAUAUUUUGUUGUAUUAUUUAUUUUUAAAAAAUUAUUUUUUUGAAAAAAAGCACCAUGUAAUCUAAUUCUAGGUGGGCCAUUCCAUUAUUAAUCUCCUUACCUCCUCUACUGAACUGCAGAAUGUUCAAUCUAUCUAAAACACCUUUUAAUUAAGCUACACUCUGUAUACUGGAAAUGGGUAUGUGUUUGGACUUUGAUCUUUCUUUUCUUGGGAGGGGGGGGGGGACUUAUACCUCAGGGUAUAGGGUCUAUGGAUAUAAAACAGAAAGGUCAAUAGUUAGUUUUACUUUACAAAAUGGACACUUGUAAUUACAUUAAGGCCUAUGUAUUUAUCUAGGGAAAAUCUAUGUUUUAUGAACUAACAACAUUUUGAAACAAAUAUUGAAAUGGAAAUCUCUGAUUUCUGACACAAAAAUCAUUCUUUGUGUAAUAAUUAAUAAAGGAAAUAUCUACGAUAUAUUCCUAUUGAUAAUUUGUUGUGAAAAUAGUGAUUUUAAUGUUAAUAAUCCGCUAUGCUGUACUCCCUCUCGACAACCUUCUCUUCCUUGUGUAGUAUUUAACAGUUAUUUACUUUUUAUAUUAAAUCGUGUUCAUUUAAUUUCAUUUAUUAUGAUCUUGUAUUAUUGUUGUUUUGAUUGAUGUUAAUAUUAAUGUCCUUCCAAAGGCUCCUAAUGAUCCCGCAAGCCAGCCAAUUUGUGGAUUUGACAUGGACAAAGUAACAACAACAAUGAAACAGUUUGUUAGAGAUUGGAGUGAUGAGGUACAGUCAUGUAAUACCAUAUUAGUCAAAUCGAACCCCUAACAUCCCCCCUUGGGUACACAUUAAUUUUGAUACCUUAGCCGCGGGAGGAGAGAAUUUGAUAAUUAGUCUUAGCGAACAUACAAUGUCAAAAGUGAUUGAACUUUUACAAAAAAUCAUUGUAAUUCUAGCAACUUGCUUUGGAAAUGACUUCAGAUUUGAUUGGUCUACAGAAUUAAGUAAGAUAAUAGUCAUUUUGGUGUUCUUCUUAGGAACCAUGAGUCAGAAAUGUUUGGUUUGUUUCUGUUUUUGUUCAGAACAUUGUUAAGAUUGUGGUGAUUAUAUACUUUUUUUAAAUUCUUUAAUUUUUGUUUUCUUUCUUCUUUUGUACGUUUUUUGAUAACAGGGAAAAUCUGAACGCGAUGCCUGCUACAAGCCAAUUAUUGAUGAAAUUCUAAGACUUUUUCCAAUGCCAGAAUGGUAUGUAGUAAUGGAUUAAUAUUCUAAAUAAUAUUUUAAAAGCUACUACUGAUGAUGGAGGUCAAAGGUGUUGGAUAACAAGAGUUGGGACAAUAAACAUGACAUUAAAAAACACAAUGUUUUUGUUACUAAGAAGUUACAAUUUUACCAGAACUGAACGUAAUGGAACAGGACAUUGGUUUAGAAAUUUUAUGCGCAUAUAGUCAUUUACUCACAACAAAUGAUCAUAAUUUAUUUUAAUUGCUGCGAAGAACUGUAAUUUAUGAAAAAACCCAUUAGCAGCUAGUGACCAUUGAUUAGGUCUUUACAAUAAUAUAUUUUCUAAGUGAGCAUACAGUGCUGAUAACUGUGUUAAAAUCUUGAUUAUAUAUAAAUGUAAUUUAAUUGCAGUUCCAGCAGGAAGGAUAUUUCAAUCCUUGUUCCAGGAGCUGGAUUAGCCAGACUGAUGUUUGAUAUUGCUAAGCUUGGUAAGAAAUGCCUAAACUAUAUCAUAUGAUGAGAUAUUUUUAAGUAAGGAUUAACAUUAGACAAAGAUGUUAGUAGGAAGAGUAGCCUGAGAAACAGCCGACAUUUUGUAACAGCAUCACUGUGACAUCUGAGGAAUGACCACAGAAAUUCCAUACUGAUGAUGCAGCACUACCCAGAUCUGGGUAGGGACGCGUCACUUGUAUGAAACUUCUGCAGUACAAUGUAGUUCCUCGAAUGUCAGUUCACUGGCAAACCAGUGGUGGCAUCACGAUAGGUCAACUGUUUUCUCAGAGCAAGAGAAAUAUGAUUUAUGUCAUGGAGGGUCAGGAAAUGAUGUGGCUUUAAAUCUAACAAUUAUGCCUCGAGCCUGCUCUGAGUCAAUAGCCCAUGAGGCCGAAGGCCGAUAUAGCUAUUGACUCUGAGGCCAUGACGGCAAGAGGAAUAAUUGUUUUAGUAAAAUCCAACUGUUUGGUCAAAAAUAGUGAGACAAAACGACUUUAGCUAGAAAACACGAUUCAGCCACCGUUCUUUUGGUUUUCAAAGCCGGCGCUUUUCCCUACCAGUGGGCUAUAACAUAUAGCCUAGUAGUAGCUCAACCAAUCAGAAUGCAGCAUUGAUAAUAGACCACUAGUUGGAUUUUACUAAAAAAUGAUACGUGUACAUCAUAACUUAGUUUCAUAAUGUUGAUGAUGGCAGGUCUGAGUAACUGACUAACAAGGCAUCCACUUGUUUUCAUAUUAUACCCCAAUAUGAUAACUUUCAUUUUGUGAAAAAACACAUUCUCUCUUCACCUUUCUUACUUAAUUUACAAACAUAAGGUGCAGAGAAAGCACUUGCACCACUGUGUGACUUUAUAUAUCUACAUACAUAUGAGCCACAGCUUCACAGUCAGAAAUGUUUCUUUUCAUUUGUUUAUUCGUUGUAUUUUUGUUUUCUUUUUAGGUUAUACUUGUCAAGGAAAUGAGUGGAGUUUAUAUAUGCUUUUUGCUUCACACUUCAUCUUAAAUAGGUUAGCAUUGAUCUGCAUAUUAAAUACCAGUGACUGUAUCAUACCACUAGCUUACCAAAAGGUACUAUGUUUAUACUGGAAAUAGAAAAUAUGUAAAGAACAUACUUGCAGUUUAAGUUGCAACUUAUCAAGUUUGGAAAAAAAAAGCCUGAAAUAAUUCUGGCUUGCCAGGUUUCAAAACCCUGACCUCUGCAAACUAUUGCAAUGCCUGAAUUUUUCAUCAGGCUUUCUUUUCACAACUGGAUAAAUUGCAACUUAGGAUGCGUAGGUGAGUCAAUAUGGAAUUUCUGCGCCUGUUUCUCUCUUAUAAAGUAAAAUUUCAUUUUUGUGUAAAAUUAAAGUAAAACUUUGCGUCAUUGAGGGCGCAAAUCUUUGCUCGCUUUAGACAUAAUACUGUGGAAAUUGGCAAGUAUACUUAGUUUAAGGCUGUCUUUUGAGCAAUAGGAUAUUGGCUUACUGUUCCUUGUUCCUUCCUGUUCCUUUUGUGGAAGGGCCUAUUGAAUGAACGUUUGUUCACUUCUUUUCCUGGAAUCACGCAACUUUGUAAUAUACUCACGAAAUACAGCUUUCAUAUUAUUUUUUCGCAAAUUACAAUUUAAUUGUGCUCUAAAAUAAACUGAGAAACAAAUUUUUCACUUCACGUUACAAUAAAUGACUAGAUGAAAGAAUGAAAUUUUCUUGUUAUUUCUUUUCUCUGUUAGAGCACCAGGAAAAUACCACACAACAAUCUACCCAUAUAUACACCAGACAUGUAACAACAGAUCAGCAUCUGAUCAAGUCAGAGCCGUUGUUAUUCCCGAUGUAGACCCCACAGAUGUCCCGGAUGACCUUAACUUCUCAAUGGCAGCAGGAGAUUUUCUGGAAGUCUACACUGAGCAAAGUAGGUGUACUGUUUUACCAGUUGUAAUGUCCCAAUCGUUAAACUUAAAAAUUAAUGGUAUGCGUUUAGUUAAAUUGUCUAGCCGUUGCCAGUAUUUUAUUUCAUAAUUUAAUCAUAUUAUACUUUUAAAGGUAGUCCUUUUCAUAAGCCUUAUUGGCUUCCAUGGGCUCCCUUGCCCCCUCCAUCUGAAUUUUGUAUAUAUAUUUAGUUUAAAUGUGAAAAAAUUUAGUGAAAUAUAAAUAGACGGAACAGGACUUUCCAGGUCGUUCCACUAGUAACAGAACGCCUGAAAAGGUAGUCCUGUUUUCCCCGUUUUAUUAUUUGGCUACAAUAGUACGCGCACUCAGAUUGGCUGCUGAGAGGGCAAGAUUUUCUUGUAAUGGCCGGGCGCGUGUUACGAAGUUUAUUUUUUUCUGGGCUCAACGAGAAGCUACUAGCACAAGGGCGAAAACAAAAUAAAAAAAUGCGCACAAAAUUUAACUAUCUUUUUAAUAAGUGAAAGAAAAAUACCAGCAUACCGGUACUUCGCUUAAGGUGAUGUUACACGGGACGAUUCGCAACGACGAUUUUUAGCGCAACACAGCGUUGCAAUGUAACCAUCCGAAACAAGGUCGCAACAAUGCUGCGACGCUGUGUUGCAGAGAAAACCGUUGGAAUAAAUAAAUAAAAUACUUGAAAUUUAAUUCUUAAAAAAAUGUUUAUGUCCUGUAGAGGUGAAACUAGCUCUCAAAAUCGUCAGAAAGAUAUGAUGAACCACGAAAUACGUGUAUACUCAUAGAUAUAUAUCGAGAAAAAGAAAAUGAUCUCUGUGUGGACUGAAAGAAAAUCAGCGGGUCGUUGACCAAUCACAAUUCAUGAUAUUAAUAAAAUGCACAUAUUGUACACGGUUGGACAAAUCGAUUCGUUUUUAACACAUUCAUUAAUCAUUUCCUCUAGAAAUUUUUCUUUAUGACUAAACACCUUGCAUGUAUAAAAUUAUGUUUUUUGUUCUUUUGUUUUAGAUUGUUGGGACUGUAUAGUGACGUGUUAUUUUAUUGACACUGCUCACAAUGUCGUCGCCUAUAUAGAAAAUAUUUCCAGACUUUUAAAACCUGGUGGAUAUUGGAUUAAUCUCGGUAAGUUGACGGCAAUUGUACAGCUAUAAUAACUUUAAUGAGAGGAAGUCGAGUAAAUCUUUUUUAACGUCCGAAGCUUGGAGCGUUUCCCGGGAAGCGUAAUCUUGCCCUGUGACUUUCUCCUCAUCUGAUUAUGCGUUUAUUUCUGUCUCUCUGGCUAUGUUAGUAAUGGCGGACAGACAGACUGAUUGACGAGUCACGCGUGCUUCACUAGGAAAAUACUAGCUUACAAACCGUACUAACCUUCUAACAGGCCCCCUUUAUAACUGCUUACACGGAUGCGUACAGGCAAUACAUCUAGGAUUUUCCACGUUUAAACGAACGCUGCUCUAAAAUCAGGGGCACCCGACGUCAAUUUUCGGAAAAUAUUUAUUCGGAAGACGAUUGGAGAUCUAGAAUUUUCGGAACAUUUAUUGUCAAAUUCCUGGCUUGCCUGCCUCUCCUAGGAUUUUCGAACAUCUAAAAAGUGGUAUAAUUGCCCAUUUUUAACGGAUUUUUACCAUAAAAAGGUGGCCUAGAAUUUUCGGGAGCCUUUUUUCUGGCUGAAAUUUUCGGAAAGGUAUAAGUUUUGAUCCCUAUAAUUUUCGGAUCACUAGACUUUCAGCUAGGGAAUCCAAACAGAUGAAAAAUUUUCAGGGGAUAAAAAUAUGCCUAUACCUACCGUUUAAAUAGUAAAAUACGUUCAAGAAUGCUAUGUUUAAGUGGUUUUGAACUAUAUUCUCACUGGGUGCCCCUGUAAAAUCCUGCCGCAUAAUUAGCGCUUUGUUUAAGUUUACUCUUGGAUAUCAACUGAACAUGUCCCUAAAUAAUCAUAAUUAUAAGGCCCUGGCGUCUUUCUCUCUGUGGCGCACACCUCGGUUUACCAAUACAUUUUUAUUCCAGGGCCAUUGCUUUAUCAUUUUGCCGACGUGGCCAAUGAAUGGUCAGUAGAAUUACCAUACGAAGAUAUCAAGCGCAUAACGACAGAAUGCUUCAAGAUGGAAAUAAUAGUAAGUUGUAGUUUGCCCUUGAUGUACACUUCUCAGUGCACAGCUAUUGAUCUUUUUUAGUUACUAGAUAAUUUGACUGGCUUCCUGUUAUUGCUACUUUGUUUCACAUAAGUAGUUACUGAAGAAACAAGAAAAGCCAUUUAGUAUUUCUCUGCUACUUUCCCUUCAGACAUUCCUUUAACUGCGCUCGAUUAGGCACGCUGUAUAAUUUUUGCGUUCGAUCGUUUGAGGUAACGAGAGCAGGACUUUUCCUCCCAUAAACCCGCUCUUCCGCUCCUCUUUUAAAAUAGAAAACUUUGAAAUAAUCUACCCCUUUCAAUUUUAUUGUUUACAGAAAGAGCAGACGAGUGUCCCAUCAGGAUACAUUGAGAAUGAACGUUCCAUGUUAAAGCUUCUUUACGAUAACGUGUUCUUUGUCGCCCGUAAACCUCUUUAA
This is a messenger RNA of Porites lobata, 8444 nucleotides long. Lineage: Eukaryota; Metazoa; Cnidaria; Anthozoa; Scleractinia; Poritidae. The record is from the annotation of a GenBank genome assembly.